AUGGUAGAGAUAUACCCAGAGUCUUUAGGAGACAGAACAGAAGAGGGAGAGCGAAUGGGCAGUGGAUAUUUCUGUUUAGGCAAACAGCUAAGAGAAAGGAUGCAGUUUUUAAACCGAGACAAUACCCUUGCCCGGCUUCGAAAGCCUAAGCGAUUGGCUCCUCCCAUAGAAGAUGACAAUCCAGGACCGUCAAUGAAGUGUGCCAAAACAGAUAGCUAUGGGUGUGUCAAUUGGCAGCCUUUGCAGCUACCGGAAGGUGAAAACAGAGAGUCCCUUUUAGAGAAGAAAAGAGAGCUGAUGACUAUCUAUUCCCUGGAGGGACAAAGAGCUGCAGACCAGAGACGUGUGGAUGACCUCAUGACGGUAACAUAUGAGCCACAGCGUCGAGACUUGAAUGCAACUCCCUCACCAAGUAUGUCACAGCUUCAGAGGGAUUGGCCAUUCCUUUUCAUGCAAAAGUUUCUACUCAAGCACUUUUGCUUACUGACCGGAUUUGACCUAGAAUCAAGACUACAAGAAUCACUUGCCAAAAAGGGAGAAAGAGUGUUGAAAUACUUCAAAAGUCAACUUUUGAGAUGGAAGAAAGAUGUGAAGAUGGUCCUCUCCUGCCUUGAGAGACAGGAAGAAGAGGUGGAUCCUGGGCUUGCUGCAACACUCAUCAUGGUUGCCCACUUCCAAGAAAAAGAGGAUGCCAUCUUCCUCUUGGCUGACGAAACUUCUACCCAGGCAGACGUUGAGGCCCAGCUUUCCCUGCCCAACACUCCCAGGCUCAUCAUGCUUGGACACUCCAUUCUGGGAGCCAGGAAGUGGAUGCUUUCCAUUGAGGGUGGUGUUGUCCUUAAACUCAGCGAGACGUCCAAUUUCACGACAGCCCUGGCUGUCCUCUUUGCUUCGUACUAUGUCUUCAAUAUAGAAUAUCCAGCUGAGGCAGCCACGUCUUUGGAGUUUAUCCAGAGAUUCUUUGUCAGGAUAAUGCCGAAUACAGCAAGUGUACGGCAAAGACGCAGGUGA
Molecule: messenger RNA, 1011 nt
Organism: Melanotaenia boesemani (Boeseman's rainbowfish)
Lineage: Eukaryota; Metazoa; Chordata; Actinopteri; Atheriniformes; Melanotaeniidae
Exons: 4
Coding region: 1-1011 (336 amino acids)
Source: RefSeq, a predicted model, not a curated record